Messenger RNA from Aureobasidium melanogenum CBS 110374, 687 nucleotides. RefSeq names its product RraA-like protein. NCBI's taxonomy places the organism in Eukaryota, Fungi, Ascomycota, Dothideomycetes, Dothideales, Saccotheciaceae. The transcript is spliced from 3 exons. The record is from RefSeq and is a predicted model, not a curated record. The coding region runs from base 1 to 687 and encodes 228 amino acids.
AUGCCUCCGUCAGUGCCUGCCCACAUCUUCAAUGCGCUCAAACGCUUCACCUCGUGCGAUGUCGGUGACGCCCUCGUUAAAUUGAACGUCACCUACGGCGGCUACCUACACGGUCUCAAAAUGUUCUCUCCCCACCAACAAGCCGGAACCACAAAACUAUUCGGACCUGCAUAUACAGUACAGAUGGUCGAUGCCAACGACACUACCUCUCCCAAACCCUCCCAACACUUCGUAGAUGGGAUUGAACAAGGGCAAGUUGUGUUUAUCUCCCAGCCCAAAGGAUUUUACUCAGCUUGUUGGGGAGGCUUGAUGUCGACGCGAGCGAAAUAUCUGGGUGCGCAAGGUGUGGUUGUGGAUGGCAAUUUCAGAGAUCUGAAUGAGCAUCGUGAGAUGGAAUUUCCAGUCUUCGGUAAAGGCACUUCAGCACUGGGCUCCAACACUUUCACCCGAGCUUCUGGUCUCAAUGUUCCUGUACAAUUUACUUCAGAAACGCAGCAAAGACCAUUGACUAUUCAUCCUGGAGACCUCAUACUUGCAGAUCUGGAUGGAGUAGUUGUUGUGCCUGUCGAACAUGCGGAGAAGUGUUUGGAAAUCUGUGAGAAGAGAUUUGAGAUUGAUGAGAAGACUAUGGCUGCGUUGAAGGAGGGCGAACCUAUGGGUGCCACAUUGGCUCGUUUGAGAAAGUGA